Xiphophorus maculatus (southern platyfish) is the source of this 1197-nucleotide messenger RNA. Its product is annotated as alpha-tectorin-like. Bases 46 to 1179 code for a protein of 377 amino acids. Gene Ontology annotation, biological process: neutrophil migration. The transcript has 9 exons. Gene Ontology annotation, cellular component: cell surface; apical plasma membrane. The record is from RefSeq and is a predicted model, not a curated record. NCBI's taxonomy places the organism in Eukaryota, Metazoa, Chordata, Actinopteri, Cyprinodontiformes, Poeciliidae.
CGGAGUGGCAGAGCAGAGAGAAACUAGAGGGAGAGGAUUUGGAAGAUGGUGUCUAGCGGUGUGGUUUUUACCUGGUUGCUCUUCGCUCUGACAACGGCGGUCUCAGCAGUUCACCUGGAGCCCAUGGUGGAGGAGCUCAAUGAAACGGUGUUUUGUACCAAUGACCACAUGGACGUCAUGAUUCCAAGUGUUUUUUUCCUCAACAAGGUGCCUCCAGUUGAUGUCGAUGAUUUGCAUCUAAAUGAUCCGGAAUGCAGAGGAGAGGAAAUCGGGGCCAACUUCGUUUUUAGCAUCAGGACGAAUCUCUCAGACUGCGGGACCAUAAUGGUUUCUGAUGAUACACACAUCAUGUUCAUCAACACCAUACACAAUAACUAUUCAGACAUCAUCACGAGAAACUACAUAAACAUCACGUUCGUGUGCCGCUACCCCAUAAACUACAUGGUCCAACAACCCAACAGCGAAAACAUGAUCCGAGUGGACGUCCGAAGCAUCACCCUGAACACUGAGGAUGGAAAUUUCUCAGUGUCAAUGCUGCUGUACAAAGACGAAGCCUUUGAGGACAUGUGGAGAACUGUGCCGUCCCUGACCCUCGAUGAAAACAUCUUUGCCAAAGUUUUUAUGAUACCGGCUCACUUGAUGCUCCGUUUGGAGAGAUGCUGGGCCACACCCACCAGGGAUCCAUACGGCAACAUUCAGUACACCUUCAUCAGAGACAGUUGUCCAGUGUUGGCCAACAAACAGACUCUCAGCGUCUUGAAGAACGGCGAAGGUCCAGAGGCCAUGUUCAGGAUACAGAUGUUUAAGUUUGUCGGCAGCUCUUACGCUUACAUCUUCCUGCACUGCAAUGUCCAGAUCUGCCACAGCAGCCUGAGUGUGUGUAAGCCUAACUGUACCACCGAAGACGGACAGAUGAGGACACGGAGAGACGCCCCACUGUCCCACACCGUGUCCUAUGGCCCAAUCAGACGACUGCUCACCGCCAGUGAAAAACCCAAUCUAAAUCCCAGCAGUUUCCCUCCGGUGGAGACUCUUGUCCUGGGAGGUUUGCUGGUCGUCUUGCUGCUCAUCACUGGGGUGUUUGGGAGGCUGUGGCUUCGCUCCAGGCGUUUCUACCCACCACAGGAGGCCCAGCUCACCCUAUCUAACAUUCACCACAUCUCAGAGGUGGCUUCAUGAAGUGAAGCUUUUAUAGCA